Molecule: messenger RNA, 4772 nt
Organism: Nothobranchius furzeri (turquoise killifish)
Lineage: Eukaryota; Metazoa; Chordata; Actinopteri; Cyprinodontiformes; Nothobranchiidae
Source: RefSeq, a predicted model, not a curated record
GCUCGGCGUUGGGCGGGGUAGCCUGCUCAUCAGCACCCCAGCAGAAAGGGUCAAACUCUGGUAACCGGUGAUGGUUGUACCCAGUGUGCAGCAGUACCGGGACCAGAGUGAAUAGGGUGUGUAUGGGGAGCAUGAGUGGGUGUCCGGCGUGCAUUUUUGUAAGUCUUUGGUUGUAUGUGUAUGUGUGAGCAUGAGGGAGGGAGUGUAUGACUGUGUUUGUGUAUGACUGUAUAUGUCAGGUGACUCCUCCCCUCUCCUGGGACCUCCUUUGAUGACAUAGAUCCUAGUCUCCCCUCCCCCUGCCACACCUGGUGUGGGGUGUGGUGCCUUGGUCUCCCUGAGUGUUCGUGGCUCCCGGGUCAGGGGUUUUAAGAUCUUUGGUGCCUGCCUGGUCAAUCCCGGUGGCUGCCUGGUGGGGUCUGGGUCCCUGGGCUCUGCUGGGUCCCCGGCGUGGGUGGUCGCCCCUGGGUCCCGGGUCGCUGGGUACCAGGCUCGGCCGGCUAGGGGGUGGGAGGCGGCUGGCAGGCCUGUGGGCUUGCCGCUGAUAUCUCCCGGGACUCUGCCGGCUGAUGGUUGUGGCCCCCCGGGGCGAUCCUCUGCGCCUCUCGAGGGGGGCGGGGGGCCUUUCUGGUUGCAGUCCCCUUGGGGUUCCUGUGUUCUGGGGCAGCGCCUGGAUCUCUGGUACUUGGAGUUCCCCCUAUCAGGUCCCUGCUUCUGAUGCUACUACCCCAACAGAUGAUGGCUGAAGAGAUUACACUCUCAAAAACAGACUUGUAGAAGAUCUGCAGCAUCUUGCUACAGACAUUGAAGGACCUAAGCGUCCUCAAGAAGUGCAGUCUGCUGUGUCCCUUCUUGUAAGCGGUUUCGCUAUUCUUUCUCCAGUCCAGUCUGUUGUCCAGGUGACCUCCAAGGUAUUUGUAUUCUUCAACCUCCUCCACUUCUUCUCCCAUGAUGGAAACAGUGUUUGACUCCACCCUGUUUCUUCUGAAGUCUAAAAUCAUCUCCUUAGUGUUGUUCACAUUCAAGGUCAGAUGAUUGUUUCCACACCAUGCCACAAAGCUCUCCACCAGCUCUCUGUACUCAGCUUCCUGUCCAUCUCUGAUAUACCUGACAACUGCAGAGUCAUCUGAGAAUUUCUGUAGAUGACAGGUCUCUGAUUUGUACUGGAAGUCUGAGGUGUACAGGGUGAAAAGAAAUGGUGUUCAACAGAUGGUGCAGGUUAAAGAAGAUCCUGAAGAACAGAGUGCUGGUGUGGAACAGCAGGACCCACAACAUCUCCACAUAAAGGAGGAAAAGGAGGAACUCUGGACCAGUCUUACGGGAGAGCAUCUCUGUUUGAAGGAGGGGACUGAUUCUGCCUGGUUUCAAUUCAGUGCUGUUUCUAUAAAGAGUGAGGAUGAUGAAGAGAAACCUGUGGUCUCACAGCUUCAUCAGCAGCAAAUAGAAGACAAAGAUGUUCCAACCAGCAGCUCUUCUGACCAGAAGACAGCGGAAACUGGUGGAGGAGCAGGAACUAGCAGGAACCCAGAUCUGAACCCUCAUGAACAAACAUCUGAUUCUUCAGAGACUGAAGUUAGUGGAGAUGAUGAUAUGAAUCUAGACUCUGGGAUGUCAGACUCUGGGUCUGAAACUGGAGGCGAAGGCCAUGACUGGAAUGAGAAAAGGUCUUCUGAGUCAGAUGUUAAGACUGUCAACAUAUCCUUUAGCUGCCUUGAGUGCGGUGAACGAUUUCAUGACAAGCAGUCUCUCCAGAAACACGUGAGAGUAACCAGUCAUUCAGCAAUCAGGUCUUCCAUCUCUUUGGGUAAUAAGAAAUCGGUUGGACUUAAGCAACCUGUAGACUCAUAUAGGGAAGUCCAGAAAGAACUAAAAUCAUUUAGUUGUGGUGACUGUGGAAAAAUAUUUAGUACAAAAUCAAGUUUUAACAGACACCAGAGAAUCCACACAGGACAGAAACCAUUUGCUUGUGAGUUCUGUGGAGAAAGAUAUGGACAAAAGAAAAAUUUAUUCAAUCACAUGAAAGUCCACACAGGACAUAAACCUUUUGUCUGUGAGCUCUGUGGACAAACAUUUAAACAUAAGUCGAAUUUAAACGAUCACACGAGAGUCCACACAGGAAAUAAACCAUUUGUCUGUGAGCUCUGUGGAAAAAGAUUUACCCAAAAGGCAAAUUUAAACACUCACAUAAGAGUCCACACAGGACAUAAACCAUUUGUCUGUGAGCUCUGUGGACAAAGAUUUAAACAUAAGUCAACUUUCAACUGUCACAUGAGAGUCCACACAGGUCAGAAGCCUUUUGUCUGUGAGCUCUGUGGAAAAAGAUUUACCCAUAAGUCGAAUUUAAACGAUCACAUGAGAGUCCACACAGGACAUAAACCAUUUGUCUGUGAGCUCUGCGGACAAAGAUUUAAACAUAAGUCAACUUUCAACUGUCACAUGAGAGUCCACACAGGUCAGAAGCCUUUUGUCUGUGAGCUCUGUGGAAAAAAAUUUACCCAAAAGUCUAAUUUAAAUGCUCACAUGAGAGUCCACACAGGACUUAGACCUUUUGCUUGUGAGUUCUGUGGAGAAAGAUUUGAACACAAGUUGGAUUUAAACGCUCACAUGAGAGUCCACACAGUACAGAAGCCUUUAAUCUGUGAGCUCUGUGGACAAAGAUUUAAACAUAAGUCAGCUUUAAACCGUCACAUGAGAGUCCACACAGGACAGAAGCCUUUUGCCUGUAAGCUCUGUGGGAAAAUAUUUACCCAAAAGUUGAAUUUAAACACUCACAUGAGAGUCCACACAGGACAUAAACCAUUUGCUUGUGAGUUCUGUGGAAAAAGAUUUACCCAAAAGUCGAAUUUAAACACUCACAUGAGAGUCCACACAGGACAUAAACCAUUUGCUUGUGAGUUCUGUGGAGAAAGAUUUGAACACAAGUUGGAUUUAAACGCUCACUUGAGAGUCCACACAGUACAGAAGCCUUUAAUCUGUGAGCACUGUGGACAAAAAUUUAAACAUAAGUCAACUUUCAACCGUCACAUGAGAGUCCACACAGGACAGAAGCCUUUUGCCUGUGAGCUCUGUGGAAAAAGAUUUACCCAAAAGUCUAAUUUAAACACUCACGUGAGAGUCCACACAGGACAUAAACCAUUUGCCUGUGAGCUCUGUGGAAAAAGAUUUACCCAAAAGUCUAAUUUAAACACUCACAUGAGAGUCCACACAGGACAUAAACCAUUUGCUUGUGAGUUCUGUGGAGAAAGAUAUGGACAAAAGAGAAAUUUAUUCAAGCACAUGAGUGUCCACACAGGAUAGAAACCUGUUUGUGAGCUCUGUGGACAAAUUUAAAGUGACUGUAUGUAUUUUCCCUGGCAAUAGGGGGCAGUGCAUACAUAAAUGAUUGCAAACAAGUAGUAUUUUUGUGUUUGAGUAAGACCUUACCAAUGUAUGGUUAUUAGGGUCAAAAACCUCUGCACUAUUCAAACAUGUCUUGUCAGUUGACAGCAACAGAUUCCAAAUACAAAUAGCACACUUGAAAUGAACUCUAGACCUUUUAUCUGCUCAUUGUAAUAGGGAUAAUGAGGGAAUAACACAACUGGCCAUGGAACAGCUGAGAAGCCAAUUGUCCCAUUACUUUUGGUCCCUUAACAAGUCGGAGGCACAUAUGCUAAGUGUUGUAAUUCCUACACCGUUCACCUGAUUUGGAUGUAAAUACCCUCAAAUAAAAGCUGACAGUCUGCCUUUAAUGCACACCUUGUUCGUUUCAUUUGAUAUCCAUUGUGGUGGUGUAAAGAGCCAAAAAUGUUACCAUUGUGUUGAUGUCCCAAUAUUUAUGGACCUGACCAGUGGCGGCUGGUGAAAAAUAUUUUUGGUGGGGCUGUGCUAUUUUUUAUUUUUAAACAAACUUGUGCUUUCUGAGCUUUGUGCACAAAUCCACUAUUUCCUGAAUUAAGCACAGCUCUUUUAUUUCCUGUCUUACAUCAUUGGACAAACUGAUUAAUCCAGGUGUGUCUGACUAACCUUGCAGACCAAGGUUGAAAAAUACUAUAUUAAAUUGCACAUAAAAUAACAUGACCAUAAAUGGUAAAUAGGCAAUGCAAGAGGCAAGUAACAAAAACAUUUUGUUUAAUUUCAACAUUUGAGUGAACACGAAAAAUUAUGAGCAGGUCACUGUUACAGUAAUGGUAGUAAACACUACUUAGACAAAAUGCCAGAAAUUUACACUGUUAAAAUAUUUCUGGGGUGUUGUGCUACGGUCAACUUUAUACAAAGAUCAAGUGGAUGCAUUUGUGUGUGUGUGAUACCUCAUUUGUACAGAAAUUUUGCCCUUCUGUCCUUCUGAGUGGCAAAGCUCUCAAUGCCCUCUUUAUUGAAGUCAGGAAUGUUUGUGACAAGCUUGUUUUCCAUGGAGAGCAUGGCAAGAGCAUUCAGCCCAUCCUGUGUCACGGUGUUCCUCAGGAAAGUCUUAAUCCUCUUUAAAGUAGAUAAAUAAAAAAACAACAGAUAAGUACAUAGGAAACUUUUUCAUAGGAAAUAAUGUCAUCAGUAUCCUCUUACAAAUGUCAUAUUUCCCAGUUUUUGGGAAAAUAGAACAUUUCUGAUUCUCAAUCAGAUGUUUUUACAUUUGAAGUAAAAACAUCUAAUUGAGAAUCAGAAAUGUUUUAUUGUCCCAAAACCUGGGAAAUUUGUUUGCUGCAGCAGAAGUGUAACAAGUAAAAUGGAAUCAGACUGAUGUAUGUACAAAUUUACAUGAAAUACACAUUUACAUGAUUAAAUAUGUAUAAUAAGUA